This is a messenger RNA of Sphaerodactylus townsendi, 1760 nucleotides long. It is a transcript of the gene HNRNPA0, whose product is annotated as heterogeneous nuclear ribonucleoprotein A0. Gene Ontology annotation, molecular function: RNA binding. NCBI's taxonomy places the organism in Eukaryota, Metazoa, Chordata, Lepidosauria, Squamata, Sphaerodactylidae. The transcript has a single exon. The record is from RefSeq and is a predicted model, not a curated record. Bases 336 to 1253 code for a protein of 305 amino acids.
AGCUGUAGAGUCGCUUCAGGUCUUAGACUAGGGGCGUGUUCUGCAAUGCCAUGGUAGGCGGGCCGUCUAGCGUUUCCUUUGUGUGUGGGCACCACUAACCGGCUGUGAGCGCGCCUGAGGAGGAGUAGGCGCCGCCAUUUUGUGCGUGUGCGUUUCCUCUUCCCCACCCCCUUCCCCCGUUCUCUGCCGGUUAAAGUAGGUCCGGUCUCCGCGGCCGCCCUCCCGCCUGUGACGAUCGCUUGCUGUGUAGCCGCCGCCUUUACUAGGCCGCAGCUGCCCCCUGCCGGCGGCCGCAGAGAGGAGGCGCGGAGGAGUGUGGCGGCCGCGGCUCCGGCAUGGAGAACUCCCAGCUGUGUAAGCUGUUCAUCGGCGGCCUGAACGUGCAGACGACGGAGGCCGGGCUGCGGGAGCACUUCUCGGCCUACGGCACCCUGACCGACUGCGUGGUGGUGCUAAACCCGCAGACGAAGCGCUCCCGCUGCUUCGGGUUCGUCACUUACUCGGUCGUGGAGGAGGCCGAUGCCGCCAUGGCCGCCUCCCCGCACGCCGUGGACGGCAACGCGGUGGAGCUAAAACGAGCCGUCUCCCGCGAGGACUCGGCCCGGCCGGGGGCGCACGCCAAAGUGAAGAAGCUCUUCGUCGGGGGCCUCAAGGGGGACUUGGACGAGAACGACCUGGUGGAGCACUUCAGCCAGUUCGGCCCCGUGGAGAAGGCCGAGAUCAUCUCCAACAAGCAGAGCGGCAAGAAGCGCGGCUUCGGCUUCGUCUACUUCCAGAGCCACGACGCCGCCGACAAGGCCGCUGUGGUCAAGUUCCACCCCAUCCAGGGCCACCGCGUGGAGGUCAAGAAGGCCGUGCCCAGGGAAGACAUCCAGGGAGGCGGCGGCGGCGGCGGCGGGGCUUCCCGGUCGGGCUGGGGCGGCAGGGGCCGAGGAAGGGGCGGCGGCGGCGGCAACCGAGACCACAACGGGCUCUCUAAAGGCGGCGGCGGCGGCUAUAACAGUUACGGAGGCUACGGUGGAGGCGGCUACGGGUCCUACGGCGGAGGAGGCUCCUAUGGAGGCGGCGGCGGCGGCGGCGGCAGCGAUUAUGGCAACGGGUACGGCGGAUUCGGCAGCUACAGCCAGCACCAGUCGUCCUAUGGCCCUAUGAAGAGCGGAGGCGGAGGGGGCGGCAGCUGGGGGGGCCGUAGUAACAGUGGACCUUACAGAGGCGGCUAUGGCGGGGGAGGCUACGGAGGAGGCCCCUUCUAAGCGGGGAUUUCCCAUGCCCGCUGUGGGGAAUGUCAGUUUUGUCUGCAUGGAGUACGCUCUCCGUUUGUACCGGGCCGGAUUCCUACUCCCCUACUCUUCGCCUGCGGGCACCUCCAUAUGAAAAGCUGCCAUGAGGUGGAGCAGCUCUCCCAUGCCCCUGCUGGGGUUACUCUGCUGCCCGGGACUCUUCUUUCUUUCCGAAGAUGGACUGGGCCUCACACAGCGGUUUUGUGUUAGUCAUUGAUGGACUCUAUUUUUUUAUUGCUUGGACAUUGGUCGUUUUUUAUACUAGGAACAAGAUUGUUUUAAUUUUGGUUUGUUUGGGGCUGGGAGGGAAUGUUGUGCAGAUUCCGGAGUAAAAACUUGGGAGGGGAAAGGGGAAUUAACUUUGUAAGGACUUGGAUACCUACACAUUUUUUGCUACAAAAUCUACUCUGAUCCCAUGGCUGUAAGGGGGGAAUCGUUUUUACAUUUUUAUUUUUUAAAUAAAUCAUUGUGUUCAUUGAC